AUGAAUCGAGAACAGGCACAAAGAAUAAGAAAGACUAAAACAACACCAGUGAUUCAAAGAGGAGCCACCUGUAUGAAUGGAUCGCCUCGAAGACGACAACAGACUAUCUUACCGACUAUUCAAAAACCGAAAGAACCUGAUAUCGAUUAUCUUCAAGCUCUUAAAUUAAUCGAUCGUACUCGUAGACAAGAAGAAGCAAUGCCGAAAUCAAUCCUUCGUCGAUCCUACUCUAUUGAUGAUAAAGCUAAGAUAAAAUCAUCCUAUCAGUUUUCAUCCACUCUAACACCUAUUGGACAAAAAGCUAUGAUUAAAACCUAUGAAGACACUUUAGUUACUCAUUUAGCUAAUGUAUAUUCAUCAAAGCGUAUUGCGAAUAUUCUACCACGUCUUUCUACGGCUACAUUUCGUCGUCGAUUACCAAAAAUCAAUAGUCAAACUAACACAGAUACAAUUCAAAAUGCUCAAAUUUUAAUGGAUAAUAUUCUGAAUAAAAAUUGUGAGAAAGAUAGGAUCCUCUGUGAUUAUGUUAAAUGGCAGCAUCAGUGGGCAGAGAACUGUUAA
Molecule: messenger RNA, 561 nt
Organism: Adineta ricciae
Lineage: Eukaryota; Metazoa; Rotifera; Eurotatoria; Adinetida; Adinetidae
Source: the annotation of a GenBank genome assembly